AUGUUUGCCCUAACCGUCGCAGCCAGCGCCGGCGCGCGCGUGGCUCCCUCCACUGGUGAGUCCCCGUACCGCGCCUCUCGUGCGCUCUCGAGCCGGAGCGCGCCCCCCGGGGAUUACCCGCGCGGGGCUCCGGAUAUCUCCCGGAUAAAGUUUCCAUGCGCUUCGUCGGCGGUGCCGAUCUCCGCGAACCUCCGGGCUGACAUCCACCUCCCGUCCUCCCCUUUACGUCUCGCAGCUCCCCGCGCGCCCGCCGCGCGCAAGGCCACCGGCGCGGUCGCGCUCCCCGCCAAGACCGCCCGCGGCGCCUCCCUCGUCCGCCGCGCGGACAACCUCAUUAACGGCAACGUCUCCGGCUCCGCGGAGAGCGUCGCGGGUCUCGGCGGUGACAUCGGCGCGCGCGACGCCACCGCCGCCGAGCUCGAGUCGGGUUUCAACGCCAAGUCCAUCGGCGAGGCCGACACCGAGCACAUCCUCAAGGUCCCCGAGGGUAUCCGAGACAUCACCGAGCUCUUCAAGCGAUCGUGCGUGUCGCUCGACGGAACCGAGGGACAGUUGGAGGAGGCGCAGAAGCUGGUGUAUCAGAAGCAGGUCGCCGACUGGAAGAUCCGCAAGGUGGACGGACACGAGGUGCUUCGGAGGGAAUACCGCACCGCGAACAAGGAGGACGCGCAGGAGGUUAUCAACAGGUUGAGCACCGUCGCCGAGUGCGAGAAUAAGAAGGUGGACUCGUACAUCGAGGGGCCCGGCGUGAGGAUCGAGAUCUGGUCCAAGGCGGUGAACGGCCUCCACGUGAACGAUUUCAUCCUGGCGGCGAAGAUCGACAAGCUGGACCUCAGCGACAAGGUGGUCAAGAAGCCCCCCAACGUCUUCCUCGUCUGA
This is a messenger RNA of Micromonas commoda, 879 nucleotides long. RefSeq lists its product with no specific name. The record is from RefSeq and is a predicted model, not a curated record. The transcript has a single exon. Gene Ontology annotation, molecular function: 4-alpha-hydroxytetrahydrobiopterin dehydratase activity. The coding region runs from base 1 to 879 and encodes 292 amino acids. Gene Ontology annotation, biological process: tetrahydrobiopterin biosynthetic process. NCBI's taxonomy places the organism in Eukaryota, Viridiplantae, Chlorophyta, Mamiellophyceae, Mamiellales, Mamiellaceae.